CCUUGCCGAUGGAAAUCAAACACGCAGAGCUCGUUAUAACGCCGCUAACGGGGAGCACUGUUGUGUUGGCCUUUUCAUACUCGUCACAUUUUUAAUAAUGUGAGGGAUUCGGAAGAUAUUGGCCGACGGACUCAUUUCCGGUACAGGAUAUUGCAGCAUGAAGAAGGAGCAAGUUGUCAACUGUCAGUUUUCGGUUUGGUAUCCGAUUUUCAAGAAGCAUACGAUUAAAAGUCUGAUACUGCCACUGCCUCAGAAUGUAAUAGAUUAUUUACUGGACGACGGGACACUGGUAGUCUCUGGAAGUGACCACAACACACAGCAGACACACACCAACAACAGCGACUCGGAUGCAGAGGAAGACGUUCAGUGGUCGGACGAUGAGACAACAACCACUGUCACUGCUCCAGAGUUCCCAGAAUUCACCUCUAAAGUGCUGGAGGCCAUAAACGCCCUGGGCGGACGUGUUUUCCCCAAACUCAACUGGAGCGCCCCUCGGGAUGCAAACUGGAUCGCUCUGAACAGCUCCCUGCAGUGCCACAGCCUCAGCGACAUAUUCCUGCUGUUCAAGAGCUCAGACUUCAUCACCCACGACCUCACGCAGCCGUUCCUCCAGUGCAGUGACCAGGACUCCCCAGACCCAGUCAUCAACUAUGAGCUGGUGCUCAGAAAGUGGAGCGAGCUGAUCCCGGGCGGAGAGUUCCGCUGCUUCGUCAAAGAGAACAAACUAAUCGCUAUCUCCCAGAGGGACUACACUCAGUAUUACCAGCACGUCCUGAAGCAGGAGGAGCAGAUCUGCCAGGCCGUGCAGGACUUCUUCAGCCAGCACAUUCAGUACAACUUCCUGGACGAAGACUUUGUGUUUGAUGUCUACAGAGACAGCCAGGGCAGGGUGUGGCUCAUCGACCUGAACCCGUUCGGAGAGGUGACCGACUCUCUUCUGUUCAGCUGGGACGAGCUGACGUCCGGGGAAGAAAUCUCUCAGCAGCAGGGCCCGGCGUUCCGCUGCACCACCAGCGAGGUGACGGUGCAGCCCAGUCCCUGUCUCAGCUACAGGAUACCGCGGGACUUCGUUGACCUCUCCACCGGAGAGGACGCCUACAAGCUCAUCGACUUCCUCAAACUGAAGAAGAGCCAACAGGAAGAGUCUGAGGAGGAGGACGAGGAGGAGGAGAACGCCCCGCAGUGACGUUCCUGUCCUCAGCCGUUAACACCACGCCAUCCGCAUGAAGCGACUCUUCCCCCUCGGUCCCGUUAGAGCUCCAUUUUCUUUCCGUUCUAGCGUAGUUUCUGUCACGGCCUCCCGGGAAGUGUAUGCCUAGGAUUUACUGGACGGCUCGGCCGUGUUAGUCUAAAGCAACGUGCUGAAUGAGUAGAUCAUGUGAAAAGCUACGUAAAGAUUAAUUAUUGUGUCACUAGUUGGGUUGUUUUAUGUUUUUUUUUUUUUUUUUUUUUUUUGGUCGUUAUUUCAGUUUUCUAUUCAAUUCCUGCUUUUAUACUUUCAAAUAAGUGUGUUUUUUUCCGUAUUGCUGUCCAAAUACUGUCUCUAGAUUCAAAAUGUACUAGGCUGCACACUCUUGUGUUGUUUGUGUGUUUUGACAGACUUCUAUUUAACACUAAAGCCCUUCCUCACUGAUUCACCUUUGAUUUUUUUUUUUUUUUUUU
Mugil cephalus (flathead mullet) is the source of this 1662-nucleotide messenger RNA. It is a transcript of the gene cdc123, whose product is annotated as cell division cycle 123 homolog (S. cerevisiae). The transcript is spliced from 13 exons. The record is from RefSeq and is a predicted model, not a curated record. Lineage: Eukaryota; Metazoa; Chordata; Actinopteri; Mugiliformes; Mugilidae. Gene Ontology annotation, cellular component: cytoplasm. Bases 158 to 1186 code for a protein of 342 amino acids.